Messenger RNA from Amphibalanus amphitrite, 369 nucleotides. RefSeq names its product ornithine decarboxylase antizyme 1-like (gene Oda). Gene Ontology annotation, biological process: positive regulation of protein catabolic process. The transcript has 3 exons. Lineage: Eukaryota; Metazoa; Arthropoda; Thecostraca; Balanomorpha; Balanidae. The record is from RefSeq and is a predicted model, not a curated record. Bases 1 to 369 code for a protein of 122 amino acids. Gene Ontology annotation, cellular component: nucleus; cytoplasm. Gene Ontology annotation, molecular function: ornithine decarboxylase inhibitor activity.
AUGACGGAGAAUGAAUUGGCAAACAUCGACGAGGAGCAGCCGGUGCGUCUGAGCGUCACCCUGACGCUGACGCCGACGCUGGACGUGCGCUGGCAGACUGUGCUCUGGCGGCAGCGACUCUACGUGCAGGUGCCCGACGGACUCCUGCCCGAGGGCUCCAAGGAGGGAUUCGUCUCUCUCUUGGAGUUCGCCGAAGAGACGCUGCAGGCCACUCACGUCGUCAUCAGCCUGAGGAAGAACAGGGAGGACCGCGCCAGUCUGGUGCGCACCUUCAUGUUCCUCGGGUUCGCGCCGAUCGCGCCGGGAAGUGACAUCAUUCCCGCUCGCGGCGACCAGGACCAUCUGUACCUGGCCUACGCCAUCGAGUAG